AAACCAAAAACGUGAAACCGAUGGGCGAUGGGUAUAUUCGAAUAUUGUUGAUUAUUGAGGUUACAAUGUGAAUAUUACAACUUACUAUUAAUAUAGUAUAUCAUCAAAGUAUAGGUUCGUGAAAACUAUUUAGAGCUAUUCAACCAUUUCAACUUUUUUUGGUCACACAGUAGCCUACUGCACACAUUUAGGAUGAAUGUACCGGGAGCAAUUAGAAAAUUGGACGAAACAUUGGUUAAUCGAAUUGCUGCCGGAGAAGUUAUUCAAAGACCAGCAAAUGCAAUAAAAGAACUGCUAGAGAAUAGUUUGGAUGCAAAAUCAACGAAUAUACAAAUCACUGUGAAAAGUGGAGGCUUGAAGAUGCUGCAGAUCCAAGACGAUGGUUGCGGAAUUCGAAAAGAUGAUUUGGGCAUAGUAUGUGAGCGGUUCACAACUAGUAAGCUCACGCAAUUUGAAGAUUUAAGUUCAAUUUCAACAUUUGGUUUCCGGGGAGAAGCACUCGCCAGUAUCAGUCAUGUUGCUCAUCUCACAAUUACAACCAAGACUUCAAAUGAUCAAUGUGCUUACAAAGCAAUGUACGAAGACGGCAGACUCAAAGCACCCCCAAAGCCAUGUGCUGGCAAUCAGGGUACACAAAUAUUAGCAGAAGAUCUGUUUUAUAAUGUAUCCACCAGAAGAAAAGCUCUGAAGAAUCCCAGUGAAGAGCAUUCUAGGAUUGCUGAUGUUGUGAGCAGAUAUGCCAUUCACAACCCACAUGUGGGGUUCUCUCUAAAAAAACAUGGUGAAAAUUUGGCAGAGAUUCGAACAAAAGCGAAUUCAACUCAUGUUGAUAACAUUAAAUGCAUUUUUGGUAAUAGUGUUUCAAGAGAACUAUUAGAAGUGGAAUGCGUAGAGGAAGGGCUGAAAUUCAAACUGCAUGGUUUUAUAUCAAACGCAAACUACUCAACAAAGAAGCAGAUAUUUUUGCUGUUUAUCAAUCAUCGUCUUGUUGACUCAACAGGUUUGCGUAGAGCUCUGGACUCCGUUUACAGCUUAUAUCUGCCGAAAGGUGCCCAUCCAUUUCUAUAUUUAAGCUUGGAAUUGGAUCCGAGAAAUGUUGAUGUGAAUGUUCACCCAACGAAACAUGAAGUUCAUUUUCUCCACGAGGACUCAAUUAUAGAGAGAGUGAAGCAGGCCAUUGAGGCCAAAUUAUCGGGCGCCAACACUUCCAGAGUCUUCCAAACACAGGUAAAAGUUCCGGCAAUCAAUGAAAGUUUGAAGCCUGUAGAAAGAAGUGCAACCACCGCUCCAAGUCAUUUGGUUCGGACCGAUUCUGGCGCUCAAAAGUUGGACAAGUUUUUCAAUGUAGUUUCCUCUCCAUCUUCCAGCUGCUCUCCCUCGUCGCAACCAAAAUCUUCAUCGUCGUCUCAGACAAAUAAGAGGAAGAUUCGUUUGACUAGUGUUCUCACUCUGCGAAAGGCGAUUGAAGAUAGUGAACAUAAAGAGCUCCGAAGAAUUCUCGGCAAUAUGAUAUUUGUUGGUUGUGUGGACGCAACUCGAGCUCUCUUGCAGCAUGAGAAAUCGUUGUUCCUCUGCAAUACUAAGAAACUAGCUGAAGAAAUGUUUUACCAGAUAAUGCUGUACGAAUUUGGAAAUCUUGGCGAGAUUAGAUUCACGAAUCAGUUAGCAUUGGCUAAAUUGUGUAAAAUGGGGUUGGACUCACCUGCGGCUGGUUGGACUGAUGACGACGAGGCGGGCAAAAAAGAGGAUUACUCGAAGCAGGUCGAGCAAUUGCUUGUCUCGAAGGCUCCAAUGUUGAAAGAUUACUUUUCAAUCGAUAUUGAUCAGGAAGGGAAUUUGAAAACCAUUCCCUUACUUUUAGAUAAUUACACUCCUGACCUUGGUGGGUUGCCAUGGUACAUAGUACAACUUGCCUGUGAAGUGAACUGGGAUAAUGAAAAGGAAUGCUUUGAAUCAUUUUGCAGGGAAACAGCCAAGUUCUACAGUAAAAUUGCUACUAACAAUGUUACCUGAUUUUUACCAACAAGGACACCAGAUCACUCAAAAUUCAUGUUGAAGACCUUCGUCCAAGACUCUUGAAUCACUUAUUUUGAAUAAAUCCCUCCUGAGAAUUUUCUUCUAAGGAAGCUAGAGUCAUGAGAGUGAUUCAAACACUUUGGUGAAGUUUUAAUUUCAAUUAGAUAAACAUUUUAUUAAAUUGAAGAAAGUUGAAAAUUGAUGAUGCAUAUAAUACAGAGAUUUUUCCUUUCCAUGCUCACACUGCAUCUACAUUAUUAUUAUUCCUUUGAUGCUGAAGAGUGUCUGUUCAUCCUUUUAUGUGUUUGUAUUUUUAUCUCACAUUGCCUGAAUCAAUUCCUUCUACAAGUACUUCUAUUAAAUUUAACCACCGGAAAAUUACGUCAUCGUUUACGGUUAAUAUCCUUAUAUAUUUUCAAGAUUUAAUCCAUUACUUUAAUAAUUUUUCAGGAUAAUGAAGCAAAAGAAUAUGAUUGGAAAUGGACCAUUGAGCAUGUUCUAUAUUCUACAUUACGAUCAUGUUUUAUUCCUCCACGACGCUACGCUGAAGAUGGAACAAUCUUACAAAUAGCCAACUUGCCCGACCUGUAUAAAGUAUUUGAAAGAUGUUGAUAUCAUUGUUUAGUUUUAUAUUAAAUGUGUUUCCUA
Molecule: messenger RNA, 2664 nt
Organism: Nilaparvata lugens (brown planthopper)
Lineage: Eukaryota; Metazoa; Arthropoda; Insecta; Hemiptera; Delphacidae
Gene: Mlh1
Product: DNA mismatch repair protein Mlh1
Exons: 13
Coding region: 193-2013 (606 amino acids)
Biological process (GO): mismatch repair
Cellular component (GO): MutLalpha complex
Molecular function (GO): ATP binding; mismatched DNA binding; ATP-dependent DNA damage sensor activity
Source: RefSeq, a predicted model, not a curated record